GCGAGCGAGCGCCCGGCUGCAGUGCACUGACUCCUGCCUACUAGAAGAUCGAGCAAGAAACUAAGGGCAGUGUAGAGAGAGGGAGAAGUAGCUGCAGUAGCAAGAGCCGCUAUAGCUAGAGACAGAGACAGAGAGAGAUCUAGAGAGAGAGAGAGAGAGAGGCAACAGUAAGGAAUGAUGGCAAUAUGAUUCAUGGAUGGAUCGACCAUGGACAUAUGGACGACGCGAAGGCGAUCCCCCAAAUUUCGCUCGGCCUUGCUGGGCGGCAAGUACCCACACCCCAUUAUAAAAGUGCGCGCCUUUCCUCCCCUGCCACCAGCUUCUUCUUCCAUCGAUCUCUUUCCUCCUCCUCAUCGUCGUCUUCCUCCCUCCCUCCCUCACCUGUAGCAAGCUAGCUAGCAGCUACACACUCACCACCAGCUCGCCGGCCAAUUGAGCCGUGUGUGUAGAAGCGAGCGAGCGAGCGAGAGAGAGAGAGAGAGAGAGAGGUACAGGACGAAGAGCUAGCCGGCGAGGUACAGGAUCAAUGAGCAUCUCGGUGAACGGGCAGUCGUGUGUGCCGCCGGGGUUCCGGUUCCACCCCACGGAGGAGGAGCUGCUCAACUACUACCUCCGCAAGAAGGUCGCCUCCCAGGAGAUCGACCUCGACGUCAUCCGCGACGUCGACCUCAACAAGCUCGAGCCAUGGGACAUCCAAGAGAAAUGUAAGAUCGGGUCCGGGCCGCAGAACGACUGGUACUUCUUCAGCCACAAGGACAAGAAGUACCCGACGGGGACGCGCACGAACCGCGCCACGGCGGCCGGCUUCUGGAAGGCCACCGGCCGCGACAAGGCCAUCUACAACGCCGUCAAGCGCAUCGGCAUGCGCAAGACGCUCGUCUUCUACAAGGGCCGCGCCCCGCACGGCCAGAAGUCCGACUGGAUCAUGCACGAGUACCGCCUCGACGACCCGGCAGCUUCCGGCGACGCCGCCGCCACGGUCGCCGCCGCCGCCGCGUCGUCGGACGCCGGCCAGGAGGACGGCUGGGUGGUGUGCAGGGUGUUCAAGAAGAAGCACCACCACAAGGAGUCGGGAGGCGGCGCCGGCAGGCACGCGCACGGCAGCGGCGGCGGGGGCGAUGGUGGCAAGGCUGCGGCGGCGGCGGCGGUGGCGGCGCACCACGGCCUGCAGUACUCCUCCAGCGACGACGCGCUCGACCAGAUCCUGCAGUACAUGGGCAGGUCGUGCAAGCAGGAGCACGAGCAGGUCCUCUCGCCGCAGGGCGGCGGCGGCGGCGCGGGGGGGCCGAGGUACCUCCGGCCCAUCGACACCGUGCUGGGCGGGCACGGGUUCAUGAAGCUGCCCCCGCUGGAGAGCCCGUCGGCCGCGCUGACGCCGCACCUCUCGGCAGCCGGCGACGCGGCGGCGUCCGCGGGGGACGACCUCCUCCACGGCUCCGGGACGACGAACGGGAUCACCGACUGGGCCAUGAUGGACCGGCUGGUGGCGUCGCACCUCAACGGGCAGGCGGCGGCCGACGCCGCAGCGCCGGCGAGCCAUCAGCUCUGCUUCGACGACGGCCCGGGCGCCGACGACGCGGACGGGCUCGCCUUCUACGCCGCCGCCACCACGAGGCUCCUCGCCGGCGGCGGCUCCAGCGACGACGACCUGUGGAGCUUCACGCGGUCGUCGGCUGCGCCGGGCGCUGCCGCCACGUCGACGGAGCGGCUGAGCCACGUGUCGCUGUAGCCGUCGGCCGUCGCCGGCCUAGCUACUACAUACGUAAAGCCCCUCAGUAGCUACUAGGAGUACGUACUACGUGACAUGGCGAGCAGCUGCAUGCCCUGCUACUGCCUUGGUACAGUAAAGAGACAAGCAACGCCAACAACACCAAGAAGAAAAGAGAGAAAGGGAAGAAAAUAAAAGGAAGAUCUCUAGAGAGAGAGUGUGUGUGUGAUUUCAAAGGUGAUUAGAGUGAUGAGAGAGAAAGGAGCUGAUGAGCAGAAAGGAAUGGGCGAUUGAUGAUAGCAGGUUAAAGGUGGCGGUAAGUUGGAGUGGCACUGUCAAACGCUGCUGUGUCGAUCUCUGUUUAAUUAACCCCCCGAUUAUGGUUGUAAUCACAAUAUUAAUAGCAAGACUGUUACUUAUAACUAGAUCGAUCGAUACAACAUUAUAGUACCUGUCAAUCACUGUAUUAUUAUUGCUAGCUAGCUAAUAAUCCUUCAUUUCAA
Molecule: messenger RNA, 2211 nt
Organism: Panicum virgatum (switchgrass)
Lineage: Eukaryota; Viridiplantae; Streptophyta; Magnoliopsida; Poales; Poaceae
Product: NAC domain-containing protein 43-like
Exons: 4
Coding region: 527-1729 (400 amino acids)
Biological process (GO): regulation of DNA-templated transcription
Molecular function (GO): DNA binding
Source: RefSeq, a predicted model, not a curated record